AUGCUCAUUAGCCUUGGUCACCUGGCUGGACAGCUUGGCGCUUUUGUUGGUGAGAGUGAGAGUGUUAAGAAAGCCGUUGAGAAUGCUAUUAUCGUUGUAAUUAACAGUAAUGAAGAGCUUAAAAAGCUUUACUCUUCUCAUGUUACUAACCUUUCUGAGUCUGUCAGGUCUGGUGACCAGGCUGGUGACACCGGUGAAAUUAAAAUGCUUACGAAUGAAAUAACUAGUCAAAUCACUGAAACUAAAAGACUAAUUGAUAGCCUUAAUAACCCUCUUAAUCACUCUCUUCCUUCCCCCUCUCCCUCUGCUGACUCAGCCAAAUUGCACUCCAAGUUGGAGGCUUUGAAGAAAGUGGAGAAGCUUUGUGGAUUUUAUGAGAAUUCUAAUAAUCAACAAAAUGAUCCUAAAAAUCUCUUAGAGAAUCUUUGCACUGGCCUCGAAACCUUCCUAGGCUUCAACUCCGCUUCCAAAGGCUACAAUGGCACUGGGAUAGUGUACUCCGACCUUGAUAGGCUGUGUGACGGGGUGAUGGGAUUUUUGAGUGGUGUGCUUGGUGCGGUGAAAGAUGAUGAAGCGGUUAAAACGUACGAUAAUUACAUGGAUAAAAAGCUUAGUGAAGUACUAAAAGAGGUAAAUAAGAAUAUUGGCACCGGGCGUACUGGGCUUGUGGAUGCUGUCGCCGCGGUGAAGGAGUGGUGGAGGGGUAUGAAGUCAGUAGACGAUCUCUGA
Babesia bigemina is the source of this 729-nucleotide messenger RNA. RefSeq lists its product as hypothetical. Lineage: Eukaryota; Apicomplexa; Aconoidasida; Piroplasmida; Babesiidae. The coding region runs from base 1 to 729 and encodes 242 amino acids. The transcript has a single exon. The record is from RefSeq and is a predicted model, not a curated record.